Pistacia vera is the source of this 1389-nucleotide messenger RNA. Its product is annotated as IAA-amino acid hydrolase ILR1-like. The transcript has 5 exons. Gene Ontology annotation, cellular component: endoplasmic reticulum. Gene Ontology annotation, molecular function: IAA-Ala conjugate hydrolase activity. Lineage: Eukaryota; Viridiplantae; Streptophyta; Magnoliopsida; Sapindales; Anacardiaceae. Gene Ontology annotation, biological process: auxin metabolic process. The coding region runs from base 100 to 1389 and encodes 429 amino acids. The record is from RefSeq and is a predicted model, not a curated record.
CACUGACAUUACAUCUGUCAUGAAUUAAAACACCAAUUUCACAUUAAUUAAAAUUAAUUAAGCAAACAUCUCCUUCUCAUUGUGUAGUGCCAAUCCAUCAUGUCUUCUUAUCUCUAUCUUUUGAUCAUCAUAUGGGCAGCUAUGGCGGCUCCAACUCGGACGGGAUCGGAGCAGCUAACUUCACUGACUCGGGAGCUGUUAAACUUAGCGAGGGAGCCGCAGUUCUUCGAGUGGUUGAAGGGGAUAAGGAGGAGAAUACACGAGUACCCAGAGCUGGCUUUUGAAGAGUUCAAGACGAGUGAACUGAUACGAUCGGAGCUUGACUCACUUGGGAUUAAAUACAGGUGGCCGGUGGCCAAGACUGGCGUCGUGGCGUCGGUUGGGUCAGGGGUGGAGCCGUGGUUCGGUCUAAGGGCUGACAUGGAUGCUCUUCCCAUUCAGGAAUUGGUAGAAUGGGAGCAUAAGAGCAAGAACAAGGGAAAGAUGCAUGCUUGUGGCCACGAUGCUCAUGUCACAAUGCUACUUGGAGCUGCUAAAUUACUUCAAUAUAGGAGACAUAAAUUAAAGGGCACAGUUAAGCUUGUCUUCCAACCUGCAGAAGAGGGUUAUAGUGGCGCAUACCAUAUGUUAAAAGAGGGUGCUCUUGAUAAGUUUCAGGGCAUUUUUGGGUUACAUAUUUCACCAGAAAUGUCCACUGGACAAAUUGGUUCGAGACCAGGUACUAUUUUUGCUGCUUCUGGGAGAUUUGUGGCCAUAAUUAAAGGAAAAGGUGGACAUGCUGCAUGGCCUCAAGAUUCUAGAGAUCCAGUUCUUGCUGCAUCUUUUGCCAUCCUUGCACUCCAACAAAUAAUUUCUCGAGAGACAAAUCCUCUCGUGGCUAGAGUAAUCUCAAUUGGGUUCACUGAGGCAGGAAAAUCACUAAAUGUAAUUCCUGAGACUGUGAGAUUUGGAGGCUCUCUUCGCAGCACAACUAAAGAAGGUUUUUAUUUCCUUCAACAAAGAAUCAAAGAGAUCAUAGAAACUCAAGCAGCAGUUCAUAAGUGUAGUGCUACAGUGGAUUUUAUGGAGGGAAAAAUGAGGCCCUAUCCAGCACUUGUUAAUGAUGAAGAAAUGUAUGAACAUGGAAAGAUGGUUGGAGAGUCUUUGCUUGGAGAACCAAAUGUGCAUCUUGUUCCAAUGGCGAUGUUAGCAGAAGAUUUCAGCUUCUAUUCAGAGAAGAUGGCAGCUGCAUUUUUCUAUAUCGGAACAAAGAAUGAAACUAUUGAAGAGGUUCACCGAUUGCACUCACCCUAUUUGGUUAUUAAUGAAGAUGUUCUUCCCAUUGGAGCAGCUCUCCAUGCUGCGGUAGCCAUCUCUUACUUGGAUAACAAUGUUGUUGAAACUCAGUAG